This is a messenger RNA of Acinonyx jubatus (cheetah), 2542 nucleotides long. RefSeq names its product bombesin receptor subtype 3 (gene BRS3). Gene Ontology annotation, cellular component: membrane. Gene Ontology annotation, biological process: bombesin receptor signaling pathway. The transcript is spliced from 3 exons. The coding region runs from base 1 to 1200 and encodes 399 amino acids. Gene Ontology annotation, molecular function: bombesin receptor activity. Lineage: Eukaryota; Metazoa; Chordata; Mammalia; Carnivora; Felidae. The record is from RefSeq and is a predicted model, not a curated record.
AUGUCUCAAAGACAGCUUCAGUCACCUAAUCAGACUUUAAUUCCAAUCACAAAUGACACAGACUCAUCAAGCUCUGUCGUUCCUAAUGAUACCACAAAUAAAGGACGGACCGGAGACAACUCUCCAGGAAUAGAAGCUUUGUGUGCUAUCUACAUCACUUAUGCUGUGAUCAUUUCAGUGGGCAUCCUUGGAAAUGCUAUUCUCAUCAAAGUCUUUUUCAAGACUAAAUCCAUGCAAACAGUUCCAAAUAUUUUCAUCACCAGCCUGGCUUUUGGAGAUCUUUUACUUCUGCUAACUUGUGUGCCGGUGGAUGCAACACACUACCUUGCGGAAGGAUGGCUGUUCGGAAGAAUUGGCUGUAAGGUGCUUUCUUUCAUCCGGCUCACUUCUGUCGGUGUAUCAGUGUUCACGUUAACAAUUCUCAGCGCUGACAGAUACAAGGCAGUUGUGAAGCCCCUAGAGCGACAGCCCUCCAAUGCCAUUCUGAAGACCUGUGCCAAAGCUGGCUGCGUCUGGAUCGUGUCCAUGAUCAUUGCUCUACCAGAGGCUAUAUUUUCAAACGUGUAUACUUUUCAAGAUCCCAACAAAAAUAUGUCACUUGAAGCGUGUACCUCCUAUCCUGUUUCCGAGAAGCUCAUGCAAGAGAUACAUUCUCUGCUGUGCUUCUUGGUGUUCUACAUUAUCCCACUCUCAAUUAUCUCUGUCUAUUAUUCUCUGAUUGCUAGGACCCUUUACAAAAGCACCCUGAACAUACCUACUGAGGAACAAAGCCAUGCCCGCAAGCAGAUUGAGUCCCGGAAGAGAAUUGCCAAAACUGUUUUGGUGCUGGUGGCCCUGUUUGCUCUCUGCUGGUUGCCGAAUCACCUCUUGUAUCUCUACCACUCAUUCACUUAUCAAACCUACGUGGACCCCUCUGCCAUUCAUUUCAUUGUCACCAUUUUCUCUCGGGUUCUGGCUUUCAGCAAUUCCUGUGUAAACCCCUUCGCUCUGUACUGGCUGAGCAAAACCUUCCAGCGGCAUUUCAAAGCUCAGUUAUUCUGUUGCAAGGCAGGGCUGCCCGACCCUCCUCCUGCCGAGACCCCUCUUAACAACCUGGCAGUGAUGGGAAGGGUCCCUGGCGCUACCAGCACGCAGGUGUCUGAAAUUAGCGUGACCUUGUUCACUGGGUGUAGUGCGAAGAAGGAAGAUGACAGAGUCUAGCUUUUCAAUUAAAAAUGGUAUUUUUCCUCCCAGCAUGAGUAUCCGACUCUGAGCUGUGAGUAGGUGGAUGGUGUCAGGAUUUUUGUUGUUUGUGCAUUGUGCUGAAAUCCUAGGAGUGAGAGAUCCUUAUAAAGGAAAGGACAAACCAUGAUAUUUUUUUUUCAAUGUACAAACGUUAACGUUACCGGGCUUUCUAAAUAAAAUGAAGCCCCACUAGGUGUCAAAAGACACGUUUGUAAGUCGGCAGGUCCUACGGGACCUCGGAUGGGAGAGAAGGUGAAAUAAACGGGAUGACACUGGAAAAUCCAACGUGUUCCCGUCACAUCUACGCUUCUCAUUUCUCGUAUACUCCUGUGAUUUGCAUAACACUGUGUCUGUGUUCAGUAUGUGGUGCAAAUCUAGAGAUUCUGCUUUGCGUAUGAAAAGGGGAUCAGAUAGAAAUAAAACGUCUGCAGUUUUCUUGCAAAACAAAGUCCUUAAAAAAUAAAGCUUCGCAGGUGUUUUUGACUGCUCUUUUCCAUUAAUCUCUGUCCCAUCGUAACUAAAACUGCGAUUCCAGUGAAAAUGUUUUGGGGUCAGUGACUAUAACGUACCGAGUAAGGAUCUGGGGCAGGGUGUUUGUCUGACUGGGUCAACACUUACUGACUUAUUAGUUCCACUUACAACCAGCAUCGAUCGAUAAUGGAGCACACGUCUUUCACAAAUAUUGUGAAGAACUCGCCGUACUCACGGGCAGGAUAAGUGGCCACGCUUAUUGUCAUCGGAAGGACCCAGAGAAGGACCCCUGUCGAAAACCCCGUGGACCAGCCAGUGUCUGAAAUUUUUCCUUUAAGGAAAUUCAUUUCUCUCUGGUAAGCAGUGCCCUCUUUCUAAAAAAUGGAGAAGUACCACGCGAAAUCCUUCACAUCUGGGCGUGCAGUUGUUCCCAGAUCAUCUUCCUGCUUGACUUCUUUAAACCCGAUGGGUGCCUGAGUCCUGUAAAGAGCGUGGCCUGAUUAACCUCUGCCCUUGGAAAUCAGAUAGAAGGUUCUGAAUUUCUGUCCUCUGCUCCUACUUGCUAACGCUUUAAGCUUAAGAAUUGUUAUUUCAAACAAACUGUUGUCGAUAGAUGUGUCAGAUUUAGAUUUGUGGUUUUACAAAAUGUUUUCUUGGGGCAAAUUAAAGGGUAUGUUUGGCGCUUUAGUUAAAUCCGUAUCUCCAAAGCCUUGAUUGUGGAGUGUGCUUUUGGUAGUUUUGACCUUUCUGUAAAUGGCUCGUGUAGUUGUGAACCUUUGCUGAUGAUGUGGCUCCAAAAAGGGAACGCGUUAUCAACACUAAACUUCACAUGUGUGUAACAUUGUUU